This is a messenger RNA of Protopterus annectens (West African lungfish), 4627 nucleotides long. RefSeq names its product diaphanous related formin 3 (gene DIAPH3). The transcript has 27 exons. NCBI's taxonomy places the organism in Eukaryota, Metazoa, Chordata, Ceratodontiformes, Protopteridae. Gene Ontology annotation, molecular function: small GTPase binding; actin binding; microtubule binding. The record is from RefSeq and is a predicted model, not a curated record. Gene Ontology annotation, cellular component: actin filament; cytoplasm. Bases 309 to 3878 code for a protein of 1189 amino acids. Gene Ontology annotation, biological process: actin filament polymerization; actin cytoskeleton organization.
UGGCGGGAGUUUCGGACGCUGUCGUUUACGUUUGAUUUUUGGAAUGAUUAAGUUUUAUGUCAUCUUGAUCGGUGUACCGGGAAUUUGUUGUUUAUAUUCUUCCUGUUUCUUGUUUGGAAGUAGCUGCAUUUUUAUUCUUUGACAUUCAUGUUUGUCGGAUAUAGUUUGACAGUUAAGGACUGCUUUAGCUUGGGAUUAUCAAAAGCCAUUUCCAGCAAAUCCCCCAGCUUUAGGUCCCAGAAUAGCUCCAGCAGCGGCUUGUUGUGCUGCUGAGUCUGCGACGUAAAACACCUUCUACCGUUAAACUAAUGGAGGCGAAUUAUAAUCACCAGUCUUGGGAGUCAUCUGGUCGUGGUGGACGGGAGAAUAAGCUCAACCGAAAGCGUGUUUUCACUGGUGGAGGGGGCAAUAUAUUUGGAGCGGGCAGCAGUGGGCACAUGGAGGAUGGGGAUAAGAAACAGAAAUUUUUGGAUAGAUUUGCCAGCAUACGGAUUCCAGGAAGUAAAAAGGACAGACCUCCCCUUCCUAAUUUCAAACCUUUGCAUUCACCAGGCAUUGACUGUUCAUCUACAUCACCAUCUGAGUAUGAUGAAUUUUCCUCAAAGCUGCUAUCAGAAAAGGAAGUCCUAGCACUGUUUGAAAAGAUGAUGGAAGAUAUGAACUUAAACGAAGAUCGAAAGACACCUCUGCGGGAGAAAGAUUUUGCUAUUAAAAAAGAAAUGGUCAUGCAGUAUAUAACAGCAUCAAAAACAGGACAUUUGAAGAGUAGCCGACAGAUUUUGCCACAAGAAUUUAUCCAUGAACUGAAAGGUGGUGUAGCAGAUGACAGACUUCUUAGUUGCCUUGAAUCUCUUCGUGUGUCUUUGACCAGCAAUCCAGUCAGUUGGGUCGAAAGCUUCGGACAUGAAGGUUUGGGCCUUUUGUUGGAUACGCUUGAAAAGCUGCUUGAAAAGAGACACCAGGAGAAGUUUGAUAAGAGAAAUCAACACAAAGCAAUACAGUGUUUGAAAGCCUUUAUGAACAACAAGUAUGGCUUGGAAAGGAUCUUGGGAGAAGAGAGGUGUCUUUCACUCCUGGCCAAAGCUAUUGAUCCCAGACAAGCAAAUAUGAUGACAGAUGUUGUCAAGCUGCUUUCUGCCAUAUGUAUUGUUGGAGAAGAAAAUACCCUUGAAAAAAUUUUGGAAGCCAUUACAACAGUUGCAGAACAAAGAAAUAUUGAAAGAUUCUGUCCCAUUGUGGAGGGCCUCCAUAGUCACAUGGCUCAGUUACAGGUAGCUUGUAUGCAGCUCAUCAAUGCUCUUGUUACAUCUCCUGAUGACUUGGACUUCAGGCUUCACAUUAGAAAUGAAUUUAUGCGCUGCGGAUUGAGAGAGAUAUUGCCACACCUGAAGGCCAUAAAGAAUGAAGCACUACAUAUCCAGUUAAAAGUGUUUGAGGAACAUAGAGAAGAAGAUCUUCUUGAAUUUGCACAUCGGUUGGAUGAUAUAAGAUCCGAACUUGACGAUGUGAAUGAUGUCUUCAGUUUGGUGCACAACAUGGUGAAAGACACAGGUUCUGAAGGAUAUUUUCUGUCAAUUCUCCAGCAUCUUCUGCUGAUUAGAAAUGACUAUUUUAUACGGCCUCAGUACUUCAAAGUAAUUGAUGAGUGCGUCUCUCAGGUAGUGUUGCAUCGAAGUGGCACAGACCCAGACUUUGCAUACCGUAAACGGCUUGAUGUAGAUUUUAGUCACCUUAUUGACAUUUGUGUAGAAAAGGCAAGAGCAGAAGAAUUUGAAAUAAGAGCUGCUGAGCUAGCCAGAAAGUUUGAUGAAGAAUUUACAGCUCGUCAAGAGGCUCAGGCCCAGCUACAGAAGAAAGAUGAAAAAAUCAAUGAGUUAGAAGCUGAAUUACAUGCAUUUAAAUCCCAGUAUGGCUCAGCACUGGCUGGUUCAAGUGUUCGAUACCAACAGUCAUCUGGAGGAAUUACAUCAAAUACUUCAGUACCACCACCUCCCCCAGCACCUCCUCUUCCAGGAAUUAGUGGAAUGCCACCCCCUCCUCCACCACCACUACCCCCUGGGUGUGGAGUACCUCCUCCUCCACCCCUUCUUCCACUUAACGGUUCAGGUUUACAUGUUCCAUCUGGAAUACCUCCUCCUCCAAUGUGUGGUUUAGGAGCACGACUUUGGUCUCCACCUUCCCAUGUGUUGCCAUUUGGACUGAGGCCUAAAAAGGAAUUCAGACCUGAAACUGGCAUGAAACGAUUUAACUGGUGCAAGAUCAGACCGAAUGAAAUGUCAGAAAACUGUUUCUGGAUAACCGCAGAUGAAGGGAAGUACGAGACUCCUGACUUGCUUGGUGAAUUAGAGUUUAACUUUGGCACACAGAAGCAAGUACGGAAAGAGGAAGAAGAUUUAGAGGAGAAGAAGUCCAUCAAGAAGAGAAUCAAAGAGCUAAAAGUCUUGGAUCCCAAGAUAGCACAGAACCUCUCAAUCUUCCUUGGCUCUUUCCGAAUGCCUUACGAGGAAAUCAGGACCAUAGUACUGGAGGUAGAUGAAGAACAGCUGACAGAAUCAAUGAUUCAGAAUUUAAUCAAACAUCUGCCUGAACAGCAGCAGCUGAAUUCUUUGGCCUUAUUAAAGAAGGAAUAUUGUAACCUGUCAGAACCUGAACAAUUUGGUGUUGUGAUGAGCAGUGUGAAGAGACUAAAGCCACGCCUCAAUGCCAUACUCUUUAAGCUUCAGUUUGAAGAGCAGGUGAAUAACAUCAAACCUGACAUCAUGGCCGUCAGUGCUGCCUGUGAAGAGAUAAGAAAAAGCAAAAGCUUCAGUAAGUUGUUGGAGCUGGUGUUGCUAAUGGGAAACUUCAUGAAUGCUGGAUCACGGAAUGCACAGACCUAUGGGUUCAAUCUUAGCUCCCUCUGCAAACUCAAGGACACAAAAUCAUCAGAUCAGAAAACGACAUUGCUGAACUUUUUGGCCCAAAUUUGUGAGGAGCGCUAUCCUGAUGUCCUGAGAUUUGUUGAAGACUUUAAUCAUCUAGACAAAGCCAGCAGAGUCUCAGCAGAAAACUUGGAGAAGAACCUGAAGCAGAUGGAAAAGCAGCUUCAACAGCUUGAGAAGGAUUUAGAGACCUUUCCCCUUGCAGAGGACGUGCAUGACAAGUUUGUGACAAAGAUGUCCAGCUUUGCUGCUUAUGCUAGACAACAGUACCAAAAGCUGGCCAGUAUGCAUGAAAGUAUGGUAAAGCAUUAUCAAGCACUGAUGGAGUACUAUGUCAUUGAUUCUAAGAAGGUGGCUGCAGAGGACUUGUUCACUGACAUUAACAACUUCAGAGUAUCAUUUGUGAAAGCCCUAAAGGAGAAUGUAAAAAGAAGAGAAGCUGAGGAAAAACAGAAGCGCGCUAAAGUAGCAAAGGAAAAGGCUGAAAAGGAGAAGCGAGAAAGGCAACAAAAAAAGAAACGCUUACUGGAGAUGAAUGCAGAAGGUGAUGAGACUGGAGUGAUGGAUAGUCUGCUAGAGGCUCUGCAAUCCGGUGCUGCAUUCCGAGAUCGGAGAAAACGGGCACCAAGGCCUAAAGAUAUACGUCAGAGUCUUAGUCCCUCUUCACAGAGGCCUAUUUUGAAAACGAGCAAUUAUGAAAACCAGAAGGCACAGCUAGAAAGGUCGCGUUCACGCCAGAAUAUCAAUUUCAACUCGACAAGAGCUCCAAUUGCCAAGGAUGUUAAUUACGACGUGGAAGCUCAUUCAUCUACAGCACAGAGCAAGGCUGUCAAGAAGAGGGAGGACCAUACAACACAAGGCAGCAGGGCAAAGGAAAUGGAACCUGUUGGUUCUGCUUCUAACGGGGAGCCCAUUUCUGAAGUGGAGACACUUCUGGCAAGACUGCGAGCAUUGUGAAGUCCAUUAAAAAUACAUGUUACAGCCCCAAUAUUUGUUGCUUCAUCAAGUGAUAAUAUAAAGGCUCAUAACUGCUCCACCUUUCCAAGUAAUACCAAGAACAAUAAAACACUAUACAUUUCAUUUUUUUGUCAUCCAUCCUAACAGAUGCUGUAUAUGCAGAACAGGAAAUACAUUAGCAGCUGUUACUGGCUUGUUAAUUAUUUCUGUUCCUCUUUGCAUUUUGAAUGUCUUACUGUAGAUUGAAAGUGUAUUGUGAAGUAUUACAAACCUUAUUCUGCUGUCUGCUUAUGACCUCAGUGCAGUGUUGCAAGCCAAAACUUUUAACACUAGUGCUCGCCAUACAGAGUAUUUUUUUUUCUUCUGGAUUUAAUACUGAUGGCAAAAUAUAUUUUGGGUACUUGUCACUCAGCUUUCUUCAAAGCAUUUAUAUAAUCUGUAUUUUAUUACGUGUCUCUUGACAGUAUUAUUUAUGAUGACACUGUAUUUAUAGUAAGCACAUUGUACAAGCUAUUUGAACCAAAGCCAUCUUAAAAUUUAGCUAACAUAUUUAAUAUAUGAAAAAAAUUACCUUAAAAUAUGCACUUGUAAUGUAGCUGAAUAUGCUACAUGUUACUCAGUAAAGCAGCAUUGUUACAUGCAUCCUGUAAUAAGAUGCAUUAGAGCUGUAUGGGUUCCUUAUCUAUGCAAGACAUUUUUCUAAAAUAAUACUACUUUGUAUAUAAUAAAUGCUUUGUAUAUCAAAUGUA